CUCGAUCAAUCGGAGGCAGCGGUGUUGGGCUCCCACGUGGAGGAAAAGAGCCGGAGAGGCAAAGCCAGCACCAUGCUGCGUCGCGAGGCCCGACAGCGCCGCGAAUACCUACAGCGCCGAGCACAGGAGGAGCGGGUUCGGGCCAGCAGCGAGCGCAAGGAGCAGCUGCGGGCGGCGCUGGACGAAAACCGGCUCCUGCCCACCGAGCUCCGCCGCGAGGCCCUGACCCUGCAGCGCGCCCUCGAGUUUGACGGGCCUGGUGCUGACGGCCUGCAGGUGGCUGAGGAUGACGAGUACCGCUGGGCAGGGGCCGAAGACCCCCGCGUCAUGGUGACAACCUCGCGAGACCCCAGCGCGCGCCUCAAAAUGUUUGUGAAGGAGCUGAAGCUGGUGUUCCCGGGAGCACAGCGGAUGAACCGGGGCCGGGCAGAGCUGGGGACACUGCUCCACGCCUGCCGCGCCAAUGGCCUCACUGACCUGCUGCUGCUUCAUGAGCAUCGUGGUGUCCCUGAUGGGCUGAUUGUGUCACACCUGCCACUGGGCCCUACAGCCUACUUUACACUGGCCAACGUGGUGAUGCGCCAUGACGUACCUGGGAUCGGCCCUGCGCCCCAAGCUGCCCCUCAUCUCAUCUUCCAUGGCCUCACCUCUCGCCUGGGCCAGCGUGUGAGUUUGGGUGGGGCCUCUGAGGAACAGGUGACGAGCAUCCUCAAGUACCUGUUCCCAGUGCCCAAAGAGGACAGCAAGCGCGUGGUCACCUUUGCCAACCAGGAUGACUACAUCUCCUUCCGGCAUCAUGUGUACAAGAAGCUGGACCAGCACAACAUCGAGCUCACUGAGAUCGGGCCCCGGUUUGAAAUGAAGCCGUACAUGAUCAAGCUGGGACCACUGGACCAGGAGCCAGUGGCUGAUGUGGAGUGGCGCUGGCACCCCUACACCCGCACUGCCCCCAAGCGCCGCCUGCUUAGUGCUCCCUAGGCCCAGAUACCUAGGUUCUCUCCUGCCGGGGGCUGCUGGGGGCUUGGAUGCUUGGGUUUGCUGCCCCAUGGUGGGGCUUGGUCCAUGAGUGGACACCAGGGUUCCUUCCUAAUGGUGGUAGUUCUGGAUCCACAAUUUGGAGCCUGGAUGCUUGGGUUCCCUGCCCAGUGUGGGGGGGCUCUGGCUCUAGGAUCAGGCUUUUGGAUGCUCGAGUUCCCUGCUUGGUGUGGGGUAUUCUGAGAUCUGGGUCUCUUGCCCCGUGGGGGGGUGGGGCUUCGGGCCUGGGAUCAGGGUCACAGAUGCCUGGGUACCCUGUCCAGUGUGGGAUAUUUUGGGGGUC
Molecule: messenger RNA, 1318 nt
Organism: Alligator mississippiensis (American alligator)
Lineage: Eukaryota; Metazoa; Chordata; Crocodylia; Alligatoridae
Gene: IMP4
Product: IMP U3 small nucleolar ribonucleoprotein 4
Exons: 9
Coding region: 73-978 (301 amino acids)
Biological process (GO): rRNA processing
Cellular component (GO): Mpp10 complex; small-subunit processome; nucleolus
Molecular function (GO): snoRNA binding; rRNA primary transcript binding
Source: RefSeq, a predicted model, not a curated record